Molecule: messenger RNA, 1515 nt
Organism: Corvus hawaiiensis (hawaiian crow)
Lineage: Eukaryota; Metazoa; Chordata; Aves; Passeriformes; Corvidae
Gene: ASIC5
Product: acid sensing ion channel subunit family member 5
Exons: 10
Coding region: 1-1515 (504 amino acids)
Biological process (GO): sodium ion transmembrane transport
Cellular component (GO): membrane
Molecular function (GO): ligand-gated sodium channel activity
Source: RefSeq, a predicted model, not a curated record
AUGGAGCAGCUUGGGAGAUUCAUUCAAUCAGAUGCCAAAGGAAUAUUGGAAAAGAUACGGUUGUGUUUAAUAAAGAAACUGCUGCCACAUUCGGAAGACAGAAGGAGGUAUCAUGAGGAGUUUGUCUCAUCCACUUCAUUUCAUGGCGUGCAUAACGUUGUCCACACGCAGAGCAAGGCUCGCAGAGUGCUGUGGCUGCUGAUAGUUGCAGGCUGCCUUGCCACUGUCAUUUGGCAGAUCUGCAGUCGCUUCAUCUACUACUUCAGCUGGCCAACCACAAGUACAGUGGUGGUUCAGUACGUGGAAAACAUCAAGUUCCCCUCUGUGACCUUUUGCAACUUGAACAGGUUUCAAGCUCAUGCAGUGAGCAACCUGAAAGUAAUUUUUUUAGUUUGGAACAUUGUAUCUGCAAUACUCAAAAAAUUUGCUAUGGAAGAUAAAUAUUCCCAGGAGUUAAAUGAUUUCCUUCUUGGGAACCAGAACUUCAGCAUCAAAGAGUUUACAAGGAAAAAUGGGUUUUAUCUGAACAGCAGCACAUUGCUAGAAUGUGAUUUUUUUGGAAAGCCAUGUUACCCACAGGAUUUUGAACAUGUUUUCACCGAAUAUGGAAACUGCUUUACUUUUAAUCACAAUGAUCUCUCCGCAAAAAGAGUGAGUUUGUCUGGAAGAGGCUUACAUUUGCUUUUUGAUGUCCAGCAGGACAAAUUCACUGAUGAACCUACUCUUGGUUAUACUGAUGCUGGAGUAACUUUUAUUAUCCAUUCACCCCAAGAGCUUCCACGCUUUGAUGGUUUAGGUUUAUUGACACCAGUGGGGAUGCAUGCACGGGUCGCAAUCCACCAGCUGAAGUCAAUUAUCCAAGAAUACCCAUGGGGAGAGUGCAAGCCUGAUAUAAAGCUUCAGUACCACAAGAUUUAUAGUACUAAUGGAUGUUUGUUGGAAUGCAAAGCCCGGUACAUACAGGACUGGUGUGGCUGUUUGCCAUUCAUUCUUCCAGGAAAUGGAACAGAAUGUGACUUGCUGAAGUUUUACAAAUGUGUUUAUCCAGCAGUCUAUGAUAUAGAGAUAAAAGGAUUAUGUACAGUAGGAACACACAAUUCCACUUGCCCUGCCCCAUGUGAAGAAACAGAUUAUCCUACCACUGUCACCUAUUCAAACUUGGGAGGAGAAAAAGCCAUAAAAUAUUUUUCUACAAAACUGAAGAAAAGCCCAGAAUACAUCAGGCAAAACCUUGUGCGCAUUGAGAUUAAAUAUCAUGAUUUGAGCUACAAAAUAACACAGCAGCAGAAAGCCUUGACUGUCUCUGAGUUGCUUUCUGAAGUAGGUGGCCAGCUUGGAUUGUUUUGUGGUGCCAGUAUGAUUACAAUCAUAGAACUGCUAGAGUAUAUUUUUACUAACUUCUGUUGGAUGUGCAUCUUUCUUCUUUUGAAAGCUCCUGAAAUGCCUCAGUGGAACAAUCCAUCCCAGAACCAACCAACACAUAAGGAAAAAAAGAGGGGAAUACAAGAAUGUUAG